GAUAGCAUUGCAUCUGCGCAGACGGGUCAGUGCGUUGUUACUGCUUGAAGUAGACGGGCGCUCCGAUUUAAAUAGUUCUAAUUCCGUUGUAAACGGAAGAUUUCAUCGGAGUUUUACACCCUUUUUUGUCGUGGACAAAAAAUUAACGGGUGAAUCAUUUAAUUCAUAAUAAUCUGUCGUGGACAGAUUUUCUUUAGUAUACUUACCAAUUAAUACAACGAGUUCGCAGAACACGUGCAUGACUAUGGCAUCCGCCAUGUUGAAAAAGUCGGAACGCGAGAAAGAUUCAAGAGGGAAGAGCACCAAGCCUGAAUCAGUCUCGCUACCAGUGCAAUUUCCGUUGACUACUAUUUCACAUGAAAGUUUUUUUGAACGAAUGAGCUCGCCGAGCACGAUACAUGUGACAAAAAAUACUGUCGGUCAAGGAUCAUCACGAUCUACUAUGGCCACCAGGACAGAGACAUGUACUUCACCUCAAAAUCAAGUUAAUGAAGAAACCAGAAAUGAGUCUGUUGAAAACAGAAAUUCUCAGAAUUUUGACAAUUUGGCCAAAUGCUUAGAAAUGUUGACGAACACUAUCACAGCCGGUUUUCAAGGACUUAAGUCGGACAUGGCUGAACUUGUUUGUGAGAAAAGUGACAAUAACUAUGUAGACAAUAAUUAUGAGUCUGAUGAAUUUUACUCUGAUGGUGAAAUUUAUGAGAAAGACAGCGAGUCAAAUACAAUGACUGUGGAUGAUUUAUUGUCAAAAACAAAACUGUCGGGCUCAAUAUCCGGUAAACCUGAUUCCGGGAAAAAUGAAAACGAAAGUGGGUCACAGUCGAGAUUUAUGAAAGUCGCUUCUGAACAAGUAACUUUGCAAGACGUUACAACAGAGCCCAUACACAAAGACUUAGCAAAACUUGUGAACGAUCUUAUGUUCAAGGUAAAAAUUGACAAAAAGUUGGCCGAACAGGUGAAAGAAUCUGCUGAGAAAAUCAAACGACCAGAAAAUUGCGAGAGUCUCGUGUGCACAAAAGUCGAUGAAUUGAUAUGGAACAGAUUACAAGUUCCAACCAAGUCGCUUGACAGCAGAUUUCAAUACGGUCAACUCUUUUUAGUGAAAAGUGUGACAGUACUUGUAAACAUUUUGGAUAAGAUUGUGUCAAACAAAGAUGUAGAAAAAGAAGAGUUAGUCAGAGAACUGAUCAAGACUGUUGAAAUGCUCAGUUAUUCGAAUUACGAACUCAACAUGAGACGAAGAGAAUGUUUAAAAAGUGACAUAGACAGUGUGAAUUAUUUGUCACUUUUUUCGUCAGGAGUUCCUAUAAACCAGUUCCUUUUUGGGGGAGAAUUGGGAAAACGCUUAGAUGAAAUUGAAAAGACCAAUAAAGCAGUCAAUAGAGUUAUGACAAGCAAGAAUAUGAGACGAGGCACCUUUCAUGGAGCUCGAGGUCAGAGAUUUCAACCUUACUCCAGACCGUCUGGGUCACAGGGCUAUUUCCGAAGCAGGAAUGCCCCUUUUUUAGGCCAAACUUCCAAGAGAGGGAAUUACAACAGGAAGUUCACAAAAGGCAAAAAGAAACAAGAAUGAUUAUUGAUGGGUGUCAUAAGUCGAGUGCUUCAAAAGAUUCAGAAGGAAAAGGCAGAGGGGGUGAUGGUAGUCCCUGUAUGGCCGACACAGACAUGGUACACAAGUCUGUUGGAACUGUUGGUGGAUGUUCCUCGAAUAAUUCAAAAAGAACAGGGCUUGCUGAAACUACCGCAUUCCGAAGAGAAGCAUUCGAUGAAAAUAACUUUGAUGGCAUGUCGUGUGUCUGGAUCAAAUUCCAAGAACAAGGAAUUUCGCGAGACGUAUUACAAAUCAUCAAAGAAUCGUGGAGAGGAUCUACCAGGAGUCAGUAUGCAACAAUCAUUAAGAAAUGGACAAGCUUCUGUGGUGAAAGGAGUAUUCAUUUUUUUCAACCAACUAUAAAUGAUGUGUUAGAAUUCUUGUUAAAAUUAUAUAAGGGAAAUUUAAGUUACAGUUGUAUAAAUACUGCCAGGUCGGCAUUAUCAUGUUUUGUAAAGAUCGAUGGUACUGAUGUGGGGAAACACCCAUUAGUCUCAAGAUUCAUGAAAGGUAUUUUUCAACUAAGGCCUACUCUAUCUCGAUACAAUGAGAUUUGGGAUGUGGAUGUUGUUUUUGAUUACAUUAGAAAUAUGAACUGCAAUGAAAUGCUAUCUUUAAAACAGCUCACAUUGAAAACUGUUUCAUUAGUAGCCCUAAUUUCAUCCCAAAGAGUACAAUCUAUUCAUAAUAUAUGUUUGUCAAAUAUGAAUGUUGAUGAUUCAAAAUAUGUGUUUUAUUUAGGUAAGAUUAAACAAUCUAGACCUAGUUGUAAAUCGUUUUAUAUGAGUUUAGAAAGGUUUCCUGGAGAGGAAAAUUUGUGCAUUUUUAAGGCUUUGUCAGAAUAUUUAAAAAGAACAGAAAGUAUCAGAAAUGGUUGUGACAAAGUUUUUAUUAGUUAUUUGAAACCCCACAAGCAAGUAAGCAAAAACACUAUUGCGAGAUGGAUCAAGACUUUUUUGGGUCUUGCUGGAAUCAAUAUAAAGAAAUUCUCAGCACAUAGCACUAGAGCUGCUUCUUCUUCAGCUGCAAUACGGAAUGGUGUACCCAUUACAGAAAUUCUAAACAAAGCAGGAUGGAGUUCUGAAAAAACUUUUUUCAAGUAUUACAAUCUAGAUGUAACAAAAACCAAAUGAUGUGUUUGUGUUUCUUUAAAGUUUUUGUGGAAACAUGCUUUAUUAAAAAGAAAUAAACCAG
This is a messenger RNA of Magallana angulata, 2785 nucleotides long. RefSeq lists its product as uncharacterized. The record is from RefSeq and is a predicted model, not a curated record. The transcript has 2 exons. NCBI's taxonomy places the organism in Eukaryota, Metazoa, Mollusca, Bivalvia, Ostreida, Ostreidae. The coding region runs from base 239 to 1573 and encodes 444 amino acids.